CAUGUUUUUUUUUUUUUUAAAGUAAGUCUAACUAAUUCAAUUUUACACUGUAUGUCGCCUAUGCCACAGACUGGCCCUGUUCUUAUUACAUCUAUGUUUUUCUCUAACAUUUCUUCCUCAGAAAUGGAGCAAACUCUAUAUUUCAUUCUUCUUCUUAUUGCUCUCUGCUCCGUAUCUGAAUGUGUUCAGCGUCAGUAUCACUUUAUAAACAUGACGAAGAACUGGACUGAAGCUCAGAGAUACUGCAGAGAGAAUUACACAGAUCUGGCCACCGUUGACAACAUGAACGACAUGAACGAGCUGAAGAAGAGUGUGAAUGGUGUACUUAUCUGGAUUGGGCUGCAGAAGACGGGUGUUUAUAAAUGGCAGUGGUCUUCAGGUGAUCCUGCGCUCUAUCAGAACUGGGCUCCUGGACAACCUGAUGGUGUAGGUGAUUGUGGCUUGAUGCUGAAUGGACAAUGGCAUGAUUUCUCAUGCAGUAAUGCCCUAACUUUCAUCUGCAACAACAUGAGCACAGGACUCGUCUUUGUCAAUCAGGCGAUGAAUUGGAGAGACGCUCAGAGUUACUGCAGACAGAAUCACAUUGAUCUGGUCAGUGUGAGGAACCAGAAUGAGAGUCAACAGCUUCAGCAGUUCAUCAAUGAUAAUCACAUAUCUGGAUCACAUGUCUGGUUCGGCCUGUUCAAAGACUCAUGGCAGUGGUCAGAUCAGAGUAACUCCUCAUUCAGAUACUGGAAGUCUGGUGAACCUAAUAAUGUUGGAGGUAAUGAAAACUGUGCAUUGAUCGAACAGAACGCUCAGGGACAAUGGCAUGACAUCUCUUGCAACAACCAAUUUACUUUUGUGUGUCAUGAAGAUAAACUGAUUCUGAUCAAAGAGAAUCUGACGUGGUCUGAAGCUCUGAGAUACUGCAGACAGAAUCAUGUGGAUCUGGUCUCGGUUCAUUCAGAAGAGAUGCAGCGUGAGGUGAUGAAUGUGGUUAAACGGGCGUCUACUGAGGCGGUGUGGUUGGGUUUACGUCAAUCCCGCAUUUUGUGCAUCUGGUUCUGGGUGCUUGGAGAGACUGUGUGUCAUCAGAACUGGGCAAAUGACACAUCAGAGGACUGUGAGUCUGCAGCGACAUCUGGAGCAGUUCAGUGUGGAGGUGAUCAGCGCUGGAUCAGCUUUCCUGAGACUGAGAAACUCAACUUUAUCUGCAGCAAUUAUGAAUGAAAGGAUAGACACAUCUUUCAUAUAAGAUAAUAAAAUGCUCGUGUUCACUUCCUUUAGCUUCAUUUUCAUUCAUCACUUGAUUUGUAAAGUAAUAAUUUUACACAUAAUAAUUUCAACCUCAGCAGGCAGUUUUAUCUGAAGGUAGUGAUGGGCGCUUUCGAAACGCAGCUUGUGAAGCUUUGAAACAUUUGGGAAUCUUGUAUUGAACCAGUGAUUUGGAGUGUGAAUCAAACUGCCAAAGUCAUGUGAUUUAGUUAAACUAGGCUUCAUUACGCCAUAACUGUUUUGAAUGACAAAUUUGUAUAAUAAAAAGGAAGAGUUGUAAUUAAUACCCUCUUACUGACCUGAUUAACCAAGCUCUCCAUAAACAAAAAAAAAAAAAGCCAUUAAAUUUAGUAAAAUAGCAUAUACAGACACUUCAUAUUUAAUUGUAUUAGAUGAUUUGUUAAUUGUAUUGAAUAGUUUGCACAUUCAAUAAAACUAUCAUAACUGGUUUGUAAAAGGUG
Ctenopharyngodon idella (grass carp) is the source of this 1718-nucleotide messenger RNA. RefSeq names its product C-type mannose receptor 2-like. The record is from RefSeq and is a predicted model, not a curated record. NCBI's taxonomy places the organism in Eukaryota, Metazoa, Chordata, Actinopteri, Cypriniformes, Xenocyprididae. The transcript has 4 exons. The coding region runs from base 52 to 1212 and encodes 386 amino acids.